AUGACGAUUUCCUUCUUUCUCUCUUUGUCUGUUUCUUUCUCUCUCUCUCUCUCUCCCUCUCUCUCUCCUUUCAUUCAUCUCUGUGUUUCAGCCUUUCAUUCCUUCCUGCGUUUCAGCCUUUCAUCCAUCACUGUGUUUAACACUUUCAUUCAUUCCUGCGUCUCAUCUUUUCAUUCCUUCCAGCGUUUCAGCCUUUCAUCCAGCCCUGCGUUUAACACUUUCAUUCAUUCCUGCGUCUCAUCUUUUCAUUCCUUCCUGCGUUUCAGCCUUUCAUCCAUCCCUGCGUUUAACCUUUUCAUUCAUUACUGCGUCUCGUCUUUUCAUUCUUUCCUGCAUUUCAGCCUUUCAUCCAUCCCUGCGUUUAACACUUUCAUUCAUUCCUGCGUCUCGUCUUUUCAUUCCUUCCUGCGUUUCAGCCUUUCAUCCAUCCCUGCAUUUAACACUUUCAUUCAUUCCUGCGUCUCAUCUUUUCAUUCCUUCCUGCGUUUCAGCCUUUCAUCCAUCCCUGCGUUUAACACUUUCAUUCAUUCCUGCGUCUCAUCUUUUCAUUCCUUCCUGCGUUUCAGCCUUUCAUCCAUCCCUGCGUUUAACACUUUCAUUCAUUCCUGCGUCUCGUCUUUUCAUUCCUUCCUGCAUUUCAGCCUUUCAUCCAUCCCUGCGUUUAACACUUUCAUUCAUUCCUGCGUCUCGUCUUUUCAUUCCUUCCUGCGUUUCAGCCUUUCAUCCAUCCCUGCGUUUAACACUUUCAUUCAUUCAUGCGUCUCAUCUUUUCAUUCCUUCCUGCGUUUCAGCCUUUCAUCCAUCCCUGCAUUUAACACUUUCAUUCAUUCCUGCGUCUCAUCUUUUCAUUCCUUCCUGCGUUUCAGCCUUUCAUCCAUCCCUGCAUUUAACACUUUCAUUCAUUCCAGCGUCUCAUCUUUUCAUUCCUUCCUGCGUUUCAGCCUUUCAUCCAUCCCUGUGUUUAACACUUUCAUUCAUUCCUGCGUCUCAUCUUUUCAUUCCUUCCUGCGUUUCAGCCUUUCAUCCAUCCCUGCGUUUAACACUUUCAUUCAUUCCUGCGUCUCAUCUUUUCAUUCCUUCCUGCGUUUCAGCCUUUCAUCCAGCACUGCGUUUAACACUUUCAUUCAUUCCUGCGUCUCAUCUUUUCAUUCCUUCCAGCGUUUCAGCCUUUCAUCCAUCCCUGCGUUUAACACUUUCAUUCAUUCCUGCGUCUCAUCUUUUCAUUCCUUCCUGCGUUUCAGCCUUUCAUCCAUCCCUGCGUUUAACACUUUCAUUCAUUCCUGCGUCUCAUCUUUUCAUUCCUUCCUGCGUUUCAGCCUUUCAUCCAUCCCUGUGUUUAACACUUUCAUUCAUUCCUGCGUCUCAUCUUUUCAUUCCUUCCAGCGUUUCAGCCUUUCAUCCAGCCCUGCGUUUAACACUUUCAUUCAUUCCUGCGUCUCAUCUUUUCAUUCCUUCCUGCGUUUCAGCCUUUCAUCCAGCCCUGCGUUUAACACUUUCAUUCAUUCCUGCGUCUCGUCUUUUCAUUCCUUCCUGCGUUUCAGCCUUUCAUCCAUCCCUGCGUUUAACACUUUUAUUCAUUCCUGCGUCUCGUCUUUUCAUUCCUUCCUGCGUUUCAGCCUUUCAUCCAUCCCUGCGUUUAACACUUUCAUUCAUUCCUGCGUCUCAUCUUUUCAUUCCUUCCUGCGUUUCAGCUUUCAUCCAUCCCUGCGUUUAACACUUUCAUUCAUUCCUGCGUCUCAUCUUUUCAUUCCUUCCUGCGUUUCAGCCUUUCAUCCAUCCCUGCAUUUAACACUUUCAUUCAUUCCUGCGUCUCAUCUUUUCAUUCCUUCCUGCGUUUCAGCCUUUCAUCCAGACCUGUGUUUAACACUUUCAUUCAUUCCUGCGUCUCAUCUUUUCAUUCCUUCCUGCGUUUCAGCCUUUCAUCCAUUCCUGCGUUUAACACUUUCAUUCAUUCCUGCGUCUCAUCUUUUCAUUUCUUCCUGCGUUUCAGCCUUUCAUCCAUCCCUGCGUUUAACACUUUCAUUCAUUCCUGCGUCUCAUCUUUUCAUUCCUUCCUGCGUUUCAGCCUUUCAUCCAUCCCUGCGUUUAACACUUUCAUUCAUUCCUGCGUCUCAUCUUUUCCUUCCUUCCUGCGUUUCACGCUUUCAUCCAUACCUGCGUUUCACACUUUCAUUCAUUCCUGCGUCUCAUCUUUUCAUUCCUUCCUGCGUUUCAGCCUUUCAUCCAUCCCUGUGUUUAACACUUUCAUUCAUUCCUGCGUCUCAUCUUUUCAUUCCUUCCUGCGUUUCAGCCUUUCAUCCAUUCCUGCGUUUAACACUUUCAUUCAUUCCUGCGUCUCAUCUUUUCAUUCCUUCCUGCGUUUCAGCCUUUCAUCCAUCCCUGCGUUUAACACUUUCAUUCAUUCCUGCGUCUCAUCUUUUCAUUCCUUCCUGCGUUUCAGCCUUUCAUCCAUCCCUGCGUUUAACCCUUUCAUUCAUUCCUGCGUCUCAUCUUUUCAUUCCUUCCUGCGUUUCAGCCUUUCAUCCAUCCCUGCGUUUAACACUUUCAUUCAUUCCUGCGUCUCAUCUUUUCAUUCCUUCCUGCGUUUCAGCCUUUCAUCCAUUCCUGCGUUUAACACUUUCAUUCAUUCCUGCGUCUCAUCUUUUCAUUCCUUCCUGCGUUUCAGCCUUUCAUCCAUUCCUGCGUUUCAGCCUUUCAUUCAUUCGUACUUUUCUGGUUUCAUCCAUCCCUGCGUUUCAGCCGUUCAUUCAUCCCGACGUUUCAGCCUGUCAUUCUUUCCCUGCGUUCCAUACUAUCGUUUUUUUUCUGUUUGUCUCUCAAUUUCUCGCCAACCCCAUUUCUUACAACCUUCCUUCAUUACUUGAAGACUUAAAUUUUUCUUUCUUUCUUUCUUUCUUUCUUUCUUUCUUUCUUCAUUAA
Messenger RNA from Acanthosepion pharaonis, 2919 nucleotides. Lineage: Eukaryota; Metazoa; Mollusca; Cephalopoda; Sepiida; Sepiidae. The record is from the annotation of a GenBank genome assembly.